Messenger RNA from Naegleria gruberi, 1552 nucleotides. RefSeq lists its product as uncharacterized. Gene Ontology annotation, molecular function: microtubule binding. The transcript has 2 exons. The record is from RefSeq and is a predicted model, not a curated record. Gene Ontology annotation, biological process: regulation of microtubule cytoskeleton organization; cilium assembly; intraciliary transport. NCBI's taxonomy places the organism in Eukaryota, Heterolobosea, Eutetramitea, Acrasida, Naegleriidae. The coding region runs from base 8 to 1522 and encodes 504 amino acids. Gene Ontology annotation, cellular component: axoneme; intraciliary transport particle B; centrosome.
AAAAAAAAUGAGUGAUGAAAACUAUGAUGAGGAGACUAAGAAGGCUCUCUCAAAGACAAAACAAGAACUUGAAGCUCUCAUUUCCAAACCACCUAUUCAGGAAAAACAUUUGGCAAAACCUCCAACCAAGUUUAUUGCCGCUGUUGUUUUUCAUUUGAAAAAGGAAACGGGUUAUCCUGAAGGAUUGUUUGAUGAUGAGUUUUUAAAAAAGGAAAUGAACACCGACGAAAAAACGUUAUUCUUAAAACAAUUAAUUAACGUUGUAGUUCAUACCAUCAGAAAGAAUGUGAAUGUAAAAGUUGAUUUAUUAAUCAAAGGAAAGGAAAAUCCAAAAAACACUUGUUUAUUCUUCAAAGCUCUUGCUACAGCUGCUGGAAAUAAGGAUAAAUACAAAUAUAAGGAGGCAAUUGAAAGAAUUAAAUCUGGAAAAUACAAGGAUGUUACUGAACGUGAAGAUUCAGCACCUGAAGGAGCUGGAGCAAGGCCUACAACACAACAAACAACAGGUCAAGCAAGACCUACAACACAACAAACUCAACAAACUCAACAAUCACAACAACCAUCACCAACAUCUCCAACUACUGUAAAUCCACAAAAUGAGUCAACAUCAAAACCUCAACAACCAGUUCAAACAAAACCACCAACACCAUCUAAAGAUGAUAGAUCAACAACCCCAACAUCAAUCGAUAUGCAACAACCAAAACCUGCUAACAACUCUAGACCAAGUUCUGGAAGAGAAGUUUCUAAACCUUCUACGCCCAGCAAUCAAGAGGAGCAAAUGCAAGGACAAAUGGAUGACCCAAAUCUCGCUCAAUAUUCCAGACCUUUCUCAUCUAGAGGUCAAUCUGCAAGAAGAGCUCCACCAAAAAUUAAGACCAAUGUAAGAACUAUUGAUACUCAGGAAAUGCCAACAGAGAAGGCCCAAAUUGAACCAAAAGGGGCUGAAGGCUUAAUCACUGAUGAUACUGAAGAAAAGGAAGAGGAACAAAUUAUCAUUGAAAAGAAUGCAGUUCGAUCAUCUGUGCAAGUUACAACCGAACAAAAGGGUAGUUUGAUGAGUAAAUUGAUGGAAAAUGAGAAUGAUAUUGAAAAGAAACGAUCCCAAGGUAAGACUGUUCCUCAAAAGAGCAGUGACGAACCUGUAAAGGGAAUUGUUCUGCAAACUGGUAAGAAGGAAAAGGAUAAAGAACAAACAACAACAGAAUUAUCAAGUUUGAGAGAACAAAUUCAAACAAUUGUUUCCAAGGUGAAUCCUCUUGGUAAAACUAUGGAUUACAUUCAAGAAGAUUUAGACAGUAUGCAAAGAGAACAUGACAUGUGGAGAAAGGAAGUGGAAGUUCAGAGACAGCGAUUAAUAGAAGAAAGACUGAAAACUGACCAAGAAGUUUCCUCAGUCCAAGCUCAACUGAGAGAAUUGGAGCAAAAUAUUUUGGAUAAAUUGGAAAAGAUCAACUCGCUGAAGAGUACUGUCAUUCAAAACGAUAAAUUAUUGGAAAACCUGCUAAGAAAUGUUGUCUCAUAAAAUAAAUGUGUAUAUUUACUUUUACUUCCU